AGUAGAAAAUUAUUCAGUCUGCACUGGGAAACUCCAGAUCAAAUAUUGUUUAAAAAUUUAAUUUCUCAAGGGAUUGGAGGUUUCGAAAUCCUUGAGAGAAGACUAAAAUGACGGUGCUUAGUGUUCUACGACCGUCAGCUGUCUUCAAAAAGUGCUUAAGUGGCUCUGUUAUCAAUGGGACUCGUAGUACAACUGAGUCCGCUGUAAAUAAUGUUAACACAUUUCGAUUGUUGACAACAAGUUUAGUGCGAAAUGGUGGCGGUCAUCAGCGAGUGAUGGAGAUCAUCCCGUCGAAAUAUCAGUGGCAUAAGUACAAGGACUUACUUCACUUUUAUCUCAUGUUGGGAGCUAUCCCAGCGUUGGGACUAGUUUUCUACACCAAUGUUUUCAUUGGACCUGCCACCCUGACUGAAAUCCCUUGCGACUACCAGCCAAGACAUUGGGAGUAUGAAAAGCACCCAAUUUCACGAUUCAUAGCGAGGUACUUCACCACCAGUCGACAGGAGAGAUAUGAAAGGAACCUGUUUUACAUUACUGAACUCGAUGAGACGAGACGUUUGACAUUGCUUGAGAAUAAAGUAAAGGACCUCAUGUCGCAACGAGGCGAUUAUCCCAACUACUUUGCUGGCAGCGUGACUUCUGGAAAGUAUCUGAGAAGAAGAUUGCAAGAAGAGGCGGAAAUUGAAGCGCUUCGAGGAGAAGGAUAACCACCCCGUCGUUGCAAUGAUUAUCAUUUAAACACUUGGUAAAUAAAUGUAGUAAUCAGUAAUAUAUUCAAAAUUUGUUGUGUUCAAAAUUAACCAUGUAUAGCUAGUUAGUAAAAUGUAAUGACGGUUGAGUACAUCGGUAGUGUAUCCAAUAAUAAAGACAAUCCCCUGUGAUUGUUAAAGUCUA
Molecule: messenger RNA, 894 nt
Organism: Folsomia candida
Lineage: Eukaryota; Metazoa; Arthropoda; Collembola; Entomobryomorpha; Isotomidae
Gene: ND-SGDH
Product: NADH dehydrogenase [ubiquinone] 1 beta subcomplex subunit 5, mitochondrial
Exons: 4
Coding region: 108-707 (199 amino acids)
Source: RefSeq, a predicted model, not a curated record